This is a messenger RNA of Blastomyces dermatitidis ER-3, 1377 nucleotides long. RefSeq names its product FluG domain-containing protein. NCBI's taxonomy places the organism in Eukaryota, Fungi, Ascomycota, Eurotiomycetes, Onygenales, Ajellomycetaceae. The coding region runs from base 1 to 1377 and encodes 458 amino acids. The record is from RefSeq and is a predicted model, not a curated record. The transcript has 5 exons.
AUGUGUGCCAUAGCGACUGUGGCAAAGAGUUUCCAUCGCAAGCUGUACUUUGAUCUCGCCAUCUCAGAUGUGUACUUUCCAACUGAAUGGCAAAGGACACAACAUGAGACUGUGCGCAAGAUGAUGACCUCCACGAGCGCACGGCCAGGAACUCUGCUUUGGGCUUCCGGGUGCUGCAAGAAGAAGAAAGAUGCACUCUGCUGGGGGGACACUGAGCUGUUCAUUGUUAUUGACCCCGAGCGCCCUAACUGCAAGGUUCUCCUUAUGAGAGUGCGGCACCGACUCAAUAAGGGUAAAAGGAACAAGGGAAGAGCGACGUCUUCCAGUUUGCCUUUGAAGAUGACGCCUUCAGCAGCAACAGGAUCCAAGAAGCCCAAGAUAUCUGAUGUUCCUGCUCACAGGAAGAGUGUGCCAAUCCAUUUCAAGAAAGAAAUGGAGCGUAUACCGAUAUUCCAAUCUACAACUCGAGAUAAAGAGGGGAACUGGAUCACCCACCCCACAGAACCUCUUACCUAUACACAGUUCUGUGAAGAUGAACGCAGGCUCGAUAGAGCUUGGGGCGCGGCGGACAAUGGAAGUCCUUACAAAUAUCGGAAAAGUAAUGCAGCCGCUAUAGCAGAUGCUAUGAUCAGGCUCUCCACCAACUCAAGCAUCACUCGUGAUCCAUCAGCACCACGCGGCCUGACACCCGCUCAGAGGCGGAGUGUUGAAGGAGGCCCAAACCUGAUGGCACUUGAGAGAGACUGCAUAGAGUUUCGGGACGCAUUGAUUACAGAAUAUGGUACACUAAGUAAAAUAAAGGACAUGACCAUACUCCAGGACUAUCGACAGCGAUGCAACAAAGUCCGAACCACACGCAGGCUACUGCUGAAAGAGACAGGGGACAAAGCCUACCAAGAUCACUUUGACAAUAUCGGCGAUAUCAUCAUUGAGAUGAACUACAGCGGGGAGGGUUGUCCAUACAACCCUGGCACCUCCUCAUUCUGCCUAAACGGAAAGCCUUGGUCGCAAUUGAGUUCCAGAAUCGUGAUGCACCUUGCCUCAAGACCAAAAGCCCUCGCUGAAGACAUUUUGUCCAAUGAUAAGUGGAGCCCGAGUGGUCUGGAAUGCCCACUAUGUCUAAACCAUGACAGUUUCCAUCCGCAAGCACAGCAAUUCAGCUACUGCAACAAGUAUGUGCUGAGACGCCAUAAAGAGAAGACCCAUCUGCAACAUAUGGACUUUUCCAAGGCAAUACGGUGUUCAUAUCUUGAUUGUGGGAAACUUCUGACCUCCGCGGAACAAUCCUCUGCCAUUUCACAACUGCGCAUGGGACUCAGUUGCCAAUGGGGUGGCGCCACACUUGACUACAACAAUGCACUCCAGUUAUUAGAGUAG